AUGGCAUACCUCGUGCACAGGUAUCCGUUGCUACGUGUCAACCAAAACUCAUUUUCACAUGCCGCUGGGCAACACGGCUCGAUGGCCAUGCUAGAGUGUCUCGUCAAAUUGCCGCGGUAUCGCCGAGACGACGACGUGUCGAUUGACAGUGCGCUGAUUGUGGCAGCGCAAGACGGUAAACUCAAUAACGUUAAAUAUCUCUAUCAAUACAGAGAGCGAUGGAACACUGAAUACAUAUGCGACGUUGCCCGUCAAAAGGGGUACCAAGAGAUUGUGGAUUUCCUCACAGACAACCAAACCAACAAAUAUACAUUCACUCUACACAGUCUUUGGGUACAAACAAAAUUACUAUUCUUUUCACUCGUGGUCAUUGUUUUAUUUCAUCUUUUAUAUUAUCUUUUAUUAUUUGUUUCUUAUUCAAAUGAUGAAAUUAAUAAUAAUAAUAAUAUUAAUAAUAAUAAUAAUAAUAAUAAUCCUAGUAGCAGUAGUCGGAUAGAUGAAGCCCUAUGGGAAAUUCAAAAGAAUCCAUCAAUCUAA
Messenger RNA from Cavenderia fasciculata, 537 nucleotides. RefSeq lists its product as uncharacterized. The coding region runs from base 1 to 537 and encodes 178 amino acids. NCBI's taxonomy places the organism in Eukaryota, Evosea, Eumycetozoa, Acytosteliales, Cavenderiaceae. The record is from RefSeq and is a predicted model, not a curated record. The transcript is spliced from 2 exons.